Molecule: messenger RNA, 915 nt
Organism: Piliocolobus tephrosceles (Ugandan red Colobus)
Lineage: Eukaryota; Metazoa; Chordata; Mammalia; Primates; Cercopithecidae
Product: zinc finger protein 185
Exons: 10
Source: RefSeq, a predicted model, not a curated record
AUACUUAGCACUCCACCAACGCUUGCCACCCCCGAUGUGCAGAGGGCAGUCUGGAUGAUCUUGGUGUACCGGGACACAUAUGGUCACCUGCAAGACACUACAAAUGAAUGAAGUGACAGCAUUUGCUUGCCUUUAUCCCCAGAAGCCCUGCUGAAUCAACUGAGAAGAGACCUGCGGAGCAAUCACCAUGAGUAUCUCAGCUCUUGGAGGCAGCACCAAAGGGAAGCCUCUGCCACCAGGUGAGGAGGAGCGCAAUAACGUCCUCAAGCAGAUGAAAGUGCGAACCACGCUGAAGGGGGACAAGAGCUGGAUCACCAAGCAGGAUGAAUCGGAGGGUCGCACCAUAGAGCUGCCCUCAGGUCGGAGUCGUGCCACAUCCUUUUCAUCAGCUGGGGAGGUUCCGAAGCCCAGGCCUCCGAGCACAAGGGCUCCCACUGGCUACAUCAUCCGGGGAGUGUUCACCAAGCCCAUAGACAGCUCUUCCCAGCCCCAGCAGCAGUUCCCCAAGGCCAACGGGACUCCAAAAAGUGCUGCCAGUCUGGUGAGAACAGCUAACGCUGGUUCUCCCCGCCCCUCCUCCUCUGGCUACAAGAUGACCACUGAGGAUUACAAGAAGCUGGCACCCUACAAUGUCAGGCGCAGCUCUACAUCAGGGGACACCGAGGAGGAGGAGGAGGUGCCUUUCUCCUCAGAUGAACAGAAGCGGAGGUCAGAGGCUGCAAGCAGUGUUCUGAGGCGAACAGCUCCCCGGGAGCACUCCUACGUCCUGUCGGCAGUCAAGAAGAGCACUGGUCCUACCCAGGAGACACAGGCGCCGUUUAUUGCGAAGAGGGUGGAGGUGGUGGAAGAGGACGGGCCUUCUGAGAAGAGCCAGGACCCACCUGCUCUGGCAAGAUCCACUCCUGGCCCAAACAG